Molecule: messenger RNA, 1879 nt
Organism: Apis dorsata (giant honeybee)
Lineage: Eukaryota; Metazoa; Arthropoda; Insecta; Hymenoptera; Apidae
Exons: 6
Coding region: 195-1658 (487 amino acids)
Source: RefSeq, a predicted model, not a curated record
AGUAAGAGGAUGUUCGCGAUCAAAGCGAUCGGUAGCGGUAACGUGGUAACCGUAAUCAGGUAACCGUAGCAGAAGGGGCUUAACACGUGUUGUCCCGAGAUGCUGUUACACGGCCAGUCAGUCGGUCAUCGUCUUCCAUUGGUGUUCACUUUUGAAAUAUUCUCCGAGUGAGUGCCGCGCGCGAAUGAUUCCCAAUGUUCAACACGAUUUUCGGAUGUUUCACCGUUUAUUCCACGCUAAUGCUCUUACUCGCGAGUGUUGUACCGACCAUGGACGCACAGUGGAGCGUUUCGUCGUGGUUGUCUUUCGGUAUUUAUACUUUGAUCGCGUUUCCACGGAGCACGCACCAAUGGUCGUUUCUGGGCUUGAACUUUUGGCAGAAUCAGACCGUGGAGAAACCUUCGAACGAAUUCAAUUUGAUCGGAAAUCCAAUCUCGAAGGUUCUCGACUUCUUCCCCACCCCGGUGCAAGAGGAAUGCCUAUCACAAGACAAACGGCGGCAGGGCGUAUGCAUGAACACGUAUGAGUGUCGCAUUCAACGGGGGAAGUCCCUUGGACGAUGUGCACUUGGUUUCGGCGUGUGCUGCAUAUUCACGGCAAGUUGCGAGCAAGAGGUGCAGAAUAAUCUGACCUACGUGAUCAGCCCUGGUUUCCCCAACCUCAUUGACUGGCCCAUGAACUGUUCAGUGGUCGUGCGGAAGAUCGAUAGGCAGGUCAGCCAGCUAAGGAUCGAUUUCGUCCACUUCAACAUAGGUCAACCCAAUUCAAGGACUGGCGUAUGUGACGAAGAUAUUAUGGAAAUUAGGAAUGGCAGAAGCAUAUUUCACAUGUGCGGAUGGAACAGUGGCCAGCAUCUAUACAUCGACAUGGACGAGGACGAUCAGCCGUUGACGCUGCACUUCCGAUUGCCCGAUGGCCUCCAGUCCAGAAUGUGGGAAAUGAGAAUCGUCCAAUUGGACUUCGAGCAGCGCGCCCCUACCGGCUGCCUCCAGUACUUCGAAGGCAACAAUGGCACCUUAAAAUCCCUAAACUUUCUCUCGAACGGAAGAUUUCUGGCCAACCAGGAUUACUUACUCUGCAUUCGUCAAGAAAGAGGGAUGUGCGGAAUCUCUUACUCGCCCUGUUCACCCGACUCGUUCAGAAUAGGCCCGUCCAGGAUGCAAUCGACGAAUCGCACGAACGCGAACGUGUCCGUCGCCGAUCAGAGUCAUGCAGUCAUGAAUUUCACCGAAAAAAGGAAUAGCACCGACAUGGGGUCUACGAACGCCACCGAUAACGAGGGAUCUGGAUCGAACUCCAUGGACGAUUUUCUCACCUCCAUGAACAUGAGCAAUCCAAUGGAGCAAGAAGCCGAUUCGUCGGGGGGAAGCAGCGUUUAUGGGCAAGAACGAUGCCGUGACAGGGUGCUCAUUCCCUGUGACUUCGAGGAAUUUAUCACGCCUGGCAACAACGAGGCGGGUAUUUGCAACCUUGAACAUUGCGGCAAUUCACUGUGCGAUCGAAACCAGGUGGACGAAGAAGGCAACUGUCGCGUGGAGACUUGGGCAACGCCCUUUCGCAUCAGGGUGGCCUUUGGCCCUGGAGAGGAUACCGGAACCACCCUCGAGGACAAUAUUGGAAUGUGUCUCGUGUACGAGCAAUUAUCCUGCAUGGCUUGAAGGUAUGCCCUUCCAAGUGUGAUAAAUAAAUGCGAGGAUGAAACGCUUCACGUUUCACCAAUUAUCCAAAGAUCAAUCGCGAUACAAUAUUCGAGGAGGACGAUAUAUUUUCGUAUUUGCUAUGCUGAUAUAUGAAUGAUAAGUAAUUUUAAAAUAUAAUUUAAAAAUUUAAACUUUUAUAGACUGUUUAUUGUUAUGAGAUGAAUUUAGAUGUAGAAAUA